AUUUCCUAAACUGUUUUUCAUAAAUAUUGCUCAAAAUUUUUUAAUCACUAAAAUAUCUGUCGCAGUCGCAUUAAGUUCUAUUUUUAUUUUUAAAAAUAAUAUUUUCAACGAAAUAGGCGUUUAGUUUACUAAAUAGUACUCUAUUUACGAAAUCUUGAAUCACACCCUCUCAUAAAAAGAUGGGGCAAACUUUAUCAGAACCAGUUACAGCAAAAGAAACUUCUAGUUGUGGCAAUGACUUUAUUAAAGUUGGUGCUUCUUGCAUGCAAGGAUGGCGUAUAAAUAUGGAAGAUGCUCAUACGCACUUAUUGUCUCUUGCUGAGGAUAAAGAUGCUUCGUUUUUUGCUGUUUAUGAUGGUCAUGGAGGAGCUAAAGUUGCUGAAUAUGCUGGAAAUAACUUGCAUAAAAAAAUUGUUUCACACUCAUCUUAUAAAAAAGGAGAAAUAGUAGAAGCAAUCAAAUCCAGUUUCCUUGAAGUGGAUUCAGAUAUGUUAAAAGAUGAAAAUAUGAGAGAUGAACUUGCAGGAACCACUGCUGUGAUUGUAUUGAUAAAAAAUGGAAAAAUAUAUUGUGGUAAUGUUGGUGAUUCUCGAGCUGUAGCUAGUGUUGCUGGUUCAGUUCAACAACUAUCUUUUGAUCAUAAACCUAGCAAUGAGGGUGAAACUAAGCGCAUAGUAGCUGCUGGUGGGUGGGUUGAGUUCAACAGAGUCAAUGGGAAUCUUGCUCUUUCUAGAGCUUUAGGAGAUUUUGUUUUUAAGAAAAAUGAAAAGAAAUCUGCUGAAGAACAGAUAGUUACUGCCUAUCCAGAUGUAGUUGUCAAAGACUUAACUCAAGAUCAUGAAUUUAUUGUCCUUGCAUGUGAUGGUAUUUGGGAUGUGAUGACUAAUGAUGAAGUAGUAGAUUUUGUCAGAACAAGAAUAGCUGCUAGAAUGGAACCAGAACAAAUUUGUGAGGAACUAAUGACCAGAUGUCUUGCACCUGAUUGCCAAAUGGGUGGGCUUGGUUGUGAUAAUAUGACAGUUGUUUUGGUAUGCUUGUUGCAAGGAGACUCUUAUGAAGAAUUAGCUAGCAAAUGUUCCAGGGUCUUUCCAACCUCACGCGACGACACUCUUCUGCUAUCUGAGUCGUCUGCGUCAUCAUCUGCUUUAAUUCUGUCAGAAUCAUCCUUGUCCGAAACAGAAGAUGAAGAAGAAGGAGAUAACAAAACAACUGAUAAUGUUCAACAGCAUGAUCCUUUAUCCCUGGACACAAAUAGGCCAUCCACAAAUUCAAAUAGUGCAACAACAGAAAAACCGCCUGCCUCGCUAAGUGGGAUCGUUCAAAUGGAGGGAGGAGAACUAACAAUAGCGUAAUUGUGUAAUAUAACAUAAAAAUUUAAUUAAUGAAGAGUUCUAUAGAAUAUAAUGUGUGCACAAUUGAACUAAGUGAAUGUGAUGAAAUUAAAAAAAAUAUUGUAUAUAGAAGAGUGUUAUUUCUGAAUAAAUUUUUAACUCUGUGGCACAAAGGAUAGAAAUAUUUAAAAUACAAAUGUCAUGUCUGCUUUCAUUGUAUAAAAUUCAUUACAUUCUCAGGUAUUUUAAAUUUAAUUACUGUAUUCAUGUAAAUUCUUUGUUAUUUAUUUAAGGAUUAUAUUUGUCUUUGUGGCAUUCCUUUGUAUAAAAAUUAUAUUUAGUCAAUUUUUGCUCAUGUAUUGUAUAAUAAGCAUUAAGUUUUUACCACACAUAUAUUAGAUUUUUUUUUAAAUUUAGCUUUUGUUUUUCUUUUAUUUGCUAUUUACAAUUAACUCUAUAUUUCGUCACAAGUUUGUUGCAGUAGAUUAUUGCAUUGAAUUGAGUAUAUUACUGUAUUGAACAAGCAUGUAUAUCACAAAAGAAAAAUUUUCCAGUGAUUUUAUUUAGUUACUUUUUUUCUUUGGUUGUAUUUUAUUGUAUACAUUUUUAGUGCAGGGCUAUUGUUAACUCUAACCAUUUCAUUGCAGCUACUGUUGAUACUUUAAGAUAACCUUAUCUUAUUGCAUAGUCAAACCUGUCCUUGUGCCAUAUUUAGUUAUCAUUCAUAUUGUAUCUAAGAUCAGUUUAUUACUUUUCUUUUAUGCAUAGCAUAAUAAAUUAAUGAAGGGUGCCUUAAUAUAAGUACCAAUUUAAAUUAGUUCAGUUCAAGACCUUGAGAUCCUCACAUAAUCAAACUACACUCUCUCAAAUUAUAAUGCUAAGGUAAUUAAAUUUUUUUUCUUCAUAAAACUUAGCAGUUGCUGCUGUUUACAUAUUUAUAAAUAAAAUAUUUUAAAUAAAUGUAUGUUACUUAUAUAGUUGUGAUUUACUUCAAAAACUCAGACUUAAAUUAUAUUAUCUUUAAAAUAUUUUACAGAUAUAUGUAAAAUGUUUGUGCUAUUUUUAUUUUAAGCAUGUGACUUUUUUUUAUCCUUUGAAUGAUUAUGUUGCUGUCAAAUUAUUCUCUUUUUUUUUUCUUAAAUCAACUUAUGAAUUUUUUUAAUAAUGUUGUUAUUCAAUGUAUUUAAUUUCCAUAACAAUUAUUUUCAUUAAAGUUCAAAUUCUUUAGUAAAAAUAGUUUUAAAUGAUUAUUUUAUGCCUCUAAUAAUCAACUUGUAUAGUAUGAA
Parasteatoda tepidariorum (common house spider) is the source of this 2617-nucleotide messenger RNA. Its product is annotated as putative protein phosphatase 2C T23F11.1. Gene Ontology annotation, biological process: protein dephosphorylation. Gene Ontology annotation, molecular function: protein serine/threonine phosphatase activity; cation binding. NCBI's taxonomy places the organism in Eukaryota, Metazoa, Arthropoda, Arachnida, Araneae, Theridiidae. The record is from RefSeq and is a predicted model, not a curated record.